UUUUUAUUUAUAUCAUCAAGGAACGUUUGUUGCGAGCACCGAAAGGGGCUCCAAAAACACGCGCACGCGAGAGAGACGACGGCGAGAAAUACAAAUCGGGGAGGGGAGGAGGAAAAGAAAGAAAGAAACAGAGAGAGAAGAGCAGCGGAGGACGAAGCCCGCGCCACACGGAGGGAGGGAGGAGGGGGAGGAGGACGACGAGGAGCUCCAGCAGAAGCAUUCAGGCAUUCAUUCAGGCAGGCAGGCAUGGGGCUACUACUUCCGGGCGGGGCCGUGCUGCUGGUGCGCAUGCCUCUCGCAGCGUCCCUCUCCUCCUCCUGCUCCUCCUGGCACCGAAGAAUUCCGCAUCUGCGCGUCUCCUCCCCGUCCUCCUUCCCCUCCUCAUACGAGGGACUCUCUUCUUCUUCUUCUUCUUCUUCUUCUGUGCCUGCUGCUCCUCUGUUGCGCUCUGGCGUCGCUGCUGGCCUUGCGUCUUCGCUACCCGUCUCCAGGUGGUUUUUACGAGGCUUCUCGACGCUGAAGUUCGAGAAUGGAGCGGGCGCAGCAGUGUCUGCUAUGAAUUCUUUGGGGAGCGAUGGCGCUACUGCGUUCGAAAAUAAUUCUAGCGUGUCAUUGUCGCCUGCUUCCGCGAUCCAGUUUCUCACGCUUAUUCAGCGUCUCAAGACUACAAAGAGAACAGGGUGGGUAAAUCACGGCGUGAAGGAUUCGGAAUCUAUUGCUGACCAUAUGUACCGCAUGGCAGUCAUGGCUAUUAUCUCAGGAGAUUUACCAGGUGUGAACAAAGAUAGGUGUGUAAAGAUGGCCGUGGUGCAUGACAUUGCCGAGGCCAUUGUGGGUGACAUUACGCCCAAUGACAAUGUUCCUAAAGAAGAGAAGAAUAGACUAGAAAGUGCUGCAAUCGAUGAAAUGUGCCAGUUACUUGAAGGUGGAAUGGGAGGUGAGGAAAAUUUAGACCUGGUUAAGCUUGAACUGUGUCAUGAAGAAAAUAAAUAUGGAAACAUCGCGCGUUACGCGGAUGAAGUGAGGGAGCUAUGGCAGGAGUACGAGAAUAACAGCACUCCUGAAGCCAAAUUUGUUAAAGACUUGGACAAGUUGGAGAUGAUCUUGCAAGCUGUGGAAUACGAAAAAGAGCAAGACAAGGUACUGGAUGACUUCUUUCAAUCCACCAAAGGAAAAUUUCAAACCGAUCUUGGAAAAGCAUGGGCAGCUGAAAUCGUGAAGCGAAGGCCUAAAGUGACAUGAAAGCGGCAAGCAGCAUCAAGUGCUGCAGGAACAUUUUUGUGGACAGUGACGAGGUUUACAUUGAUAUGAACCAUUUUCUCAUCCGCACUGCGCACACGGUGGGGACUCCCGUGGUUGAAGGUGCAUUGAUUGAAGCGGCGCGUUGCUGGAGCACCAGAGGACUUUCGAAGAGUUUUCUCGAAUUGAUAAACAGUAAUUCCCAGUCAUCAGCUUGCACACAGUUUUAAAAUUCACAAGGGAGUUUUCUAAGGUGUGAUUGUUUAAGUACAGUCAGAUCUCAAGAUGUCAGGUGGCUGUAUUGUUUAGAAUAAAAAGCUUAUCACCAGUUACGCAAUUAAUUUACGUCAA
Physcomitrium patens is the source of this 1590-nucleotide messenger RNA. RefSeq names its product 5'-deoxynucleotidase hdd1. Gene Ontology annotation, molecular function: 5'-deoxynucleotidase activity. The record is from RefSeq and is a predicted model, not a curated record. Gene Ontology annotation, cellular component: cytoplasm. NCBI's taxonomy places the organism in Eukaryota, Viridiplantae, Streptophyta, Bryopsida, Funariales, Funariaceae.